AUGCAAGACAUCUCGGCACUAUCCAAUGCCGGAAACCAUGUUCCGGCGGGAGCCGGCGUGGACCUCCCUGACACGCAUGCAGACAAUCUAGAACAAUAUCAUGAAGGGUGGGACCUACGGCUUCCUCAACAUGAAAGCCAGAGGCGAGCAGCACCGCUUUUUGCCAGCGCCAGGGGCGACUAUCAGUUGCCGCCAGAGAUGAUCUCUCUUGACAGGCAUGCUGAUGAGCUAGCACGCUUCCAUCAAAGGCCGACGCUGCAUGGGGCCCGCGUGAACGGACAUAGUGGGGGAGGCUUUGCAUCAGGCGGGUACGGAGUCCGUCGCCGGGUUUUGCCUGGAGUGGACUACCCUCACACGCAUUUAAAUGAUCUGAAGAGAUUGCACCAGGUGCCCGCGGCGAGCUCGGCGCGUGUGGCGGAAUACCACCCGGGAGGAACGGUAGCACUCAAAUGGGACUACAGUCGCGCGGCGCCACCAGCAACGGACGUUCCCGACGUAUACCCUGACGACCGCCAGCGCGUUUACGAAAGGCGGGCGCUGCGAAGAGCUGAGCGGGAAGCAGCGCUGGCGAUUCCCGCUGCGAGGAAAAAAGAUCGUGCGCUACCUGAAAAAGACAUCCCCGACACGCACCCAGAGGAUGUCAGGCGGCUCUACCGUCUGCAGACGCCGACGGAGGAGCAGCGUGAAGGCGACAGCAACGCAGAGCGGGAGUCACUGAGCUCAACCGAUAUUCUCCUGGCACCCUCUGCAAUGGAUGUCCCCGACACACAUCCAGACGACCUCAAGCGAUUUUAUCAGAUGCAGACGCUGCGCAGCGCUCAGCAAGAGGGUGAAGGCGUAGCAGAAAUGACAGCUGUCAACACGGAAAAAGGGACUAUCGUAUUCGCUGAGUCGGACGUGCCUGUCGCGCGCCCAGAGGACCUCAGGCGGUUUCUACGUCUGCAAGUGCUGGAGGGGGAGCGGCGGGAAGGCGAGAGCAGCGCCGCGUCGAACCCCGUAGGCUCAAGCGGUAUUCGGCCGACAUCGUCUGAAUUUGAUGUUCCCGACACGCAUCCAGACGACCUCAAGCGCUUUUACCAGAUGCAGGCACUGCAGGGGGCUCAACAGGAGGGCCGACGAGUAGCAAAAACGGCGGCUGCCACCACGGGGGAAGCGACUGUAGCAUUACCUGUAACGAACGUGCUCGACACGCACCCGGAGGACCUCAGGCGGUUUCGUCGUCUGCAAAUGCUGCAGGGUGAGCGGCGGGAAGACGAAGGCGGCGCUGCGGGGGACACCCGUGAGCUCAAGCGGUGUUCGCCGGACAGCAUCCGAAAUGGAUGUUCCCGACACACAUCCAGACGACCUCAAGAGAUUUUAUCAGAUGGAGGCACUGCAUAG
Rangifer tarandus platyrhynchus (Svalbard reindeer) is the source of this 1380-nucleotide messenger RNA. Lineage: Eukaryota; Metazoa; Chordata; Mammalia; Artiodactyla; Cervidae. The record is from the annotation of a GenBank genome assembly.